Aureococcus anophagefferens is the source of this 1201-nucleotide messenger RNA. RefSeq lists its product as hypothetical. The record is from RefSeq and is a predicted model, not a curated record. Gene Ontology annotation, cellular component: endoplasmic reticulum membrane; Golgi membrane. The transcript has a single exon. The coding region runs from base 140 to 1138 and encodes 332 amino acids. Gene Ontology annotation, biological process: UDP-galactose transmembrane transport. Gene Ontology annotation, molecular function: UDP-galactose transmembrane transporter activity; UDP-glucose transmembrane transporter activity. Lineage: Eukaryota; Pelagophyceae; Pelagomonadales; Pelagomonadaceae.
AGACUCGCCACUUCUCGUCGUCGUCGCGCCGCCCACCACGGAGCGCCGCACGCCGCCGUCGACGCCUCGGACUCCCGAGUCGCAGCUCCCGAAGAAGCCGUCCAUCGACGUCGAGCUCGCGGCCGAAAAGCUCGCGGUCAUGGGUGCGAAAGCCAAGGAGAGCGAGGCGAGCCCGCUCAAGCUGCUCGUCGGCGUCGCGGGCAUCUUCGGCGCCUUCAUGUACUACGGUCAGCUCCAGGGCGACAUCGUGCGCUACAAGGACGCCGACGGCGCCAAGCUCGAGCGCGAGUGGUUCAUCCAGGUCCUCGAGGCGAGCGCGAACGUCGCCGUCGGCCUCGCCGGGCUCGUGCUCAGCCAGGGCGGGCCGUCGCCGGGCAUCCCCCUGGCGUCCUUCUUCGUCACGGGCUCGACCCAGGUCCUGGCCAAGGCCAUGACGCAGAAGGCGCAGAUCUUCGGCGUGCCGUUCUUCGUCGCGACGCUCGUCAAGAACGCGAAGAUGGUGCCCGUCAUGCUCGGCGCCAUCGCGCUGAGCGGCACGCGCUACCCGGCGCGCAAGUGGUGCCAGGUGGGCAUGAUCAUCGGCGGCGUCGUCCUCGUCACCGUCGGCAAGUCCAAGGCGCCGUCGUCCGCGGCGAAAUCCGACACGGAGAACCUGGGCCUGCUCUGCCUCGCGCUCAGCCUCACCUGCGACGGCAUCACGGGCGGCCAGCAGACGGCCUUCAAGGCCGCCUACAAGAAGAAGCACGGCAAGGGCCUCCAGUCCUACGACCUCAUGCUCUUCACGAACUUCGCCAUGCUCUGCAUCGCCGUCGCCGCGUCGCUGGCGCUGGACCAGCUCUUCUCCGGCGCCGCCUUCCUCGCGGCGAACCCGCCCCUGAUGACCGCCGCCGCCAAGUUCGCCUUCUGCUCCGCCAUCGGCCAGUCCGCCAUCUUCUUCACGAUGGCGAACUUCGACCCGCUCGUGACGACGACGGUGACGACGACGCGCAAGAUCUUCUCCGUGCUCCUCGACAUCGUCUCCCGCGGCCACGUCCUCAACCCGACCCAGUGGUCCGGCGUCGCCCUCGCCUCCCUCGGCGUCGCCGCGGAGCUCCAGGAGAAGUUCGGCGGCAAGAAGGGCCACGGCAAGAAGACGUAGGUCCGCGACGGCGCGGUGGACGCGCGAUGCGCGCCCCAAACACUAACGUCGAACAGUACCCUC